GCAGAGACCUUCCAGAAACAGCACGACCGGAUAGACGCCGCGCGCUCCUAUUUAUACCCUGCCCGCUCAGUCGCCUCCAUCAUCACCCAACAGCACUCAAGCAGAGCAUUCCAUUCGCCUCCUCCAUUGCACGGCCUGAGGGCGGGAGCACGGCGAGCAUGGGGUCGAGGUACGAGGUGGAGGUGACGGUGGGCUCGGCGCGGGACCUCAAGAACGUCAACUGGCGCAACGGCGACCUGCAGCCGUACGCCGUGCUCUGGGUCGACGACGGCCCCAAGUGCUCCUCCCGCGUCGACGUUGACAACGGCGAGAGCCCCGAGUGGGACGAGAAGCUCACCGUCCCGCUCCCGCCCUCCGCCGCCCGCCUCGAGGACGCCGUCCUCCACAUCGACGUCGUCCACGCCGGCGCCGCCGAGGGCACCAAGCCGCUCGUGGGGUCCGCGCGCCUCCCGCUGCGCGACGUCCUGGACGACGCCGGGCUCGGCGGCCGCGCGUUGCGCUCGCUCCGCCUCAAGCGGCCCUCCGGCCGGCCCCAGGGCCGCCUUGACGUCCGCGUCGCCGUCCGCGAGGCCGCCCGCUACUACGACCCCGCCUACACGCCGCCGGCCUACGGCCAGAGCCAGUCCCAGUCCCGCGACCCCUACGCCGCCCCGGCGCCGUACGGCUCGGGCGGGUACGGGUACGGCCAGCAGCAGCAGCAGCCGUACGCCGCGCCGCCGUCGGGCUACCCGGCCGCCUACGGGGCCGCCGCGCCCCCGCAGCCCGCCGGGUACCCUGCGGCCUACGGAGGCGGCGCGCAGCCGGCGUACGGCGCGGCCGCUCCUGCCCCCGCGUACGGUUCGGGCGGGUACGGGUCGGGGUCGGUGAGUGACCCUGCGCAGAAGAAGAAGGGGAUGGGGAUGGGGGCGGGGCUGGCGGUGGGCGCGGCGGCCGGGGUGCUGGGCGGGCUGGCGCUGGCGGAGGGGGCGAGCUACCUGGAGGACAAGUUCGAGGACGACGCGGCGGAGAAGGUGGAGGACGACCUGGCCGGCGGCGGCGGCUACGACGACGACGACUACUAGAGGAAACGAUGGGGCACCUCCUGAGAGAUUGUUGUUGUAUGCGGUGGCGCUGACUAGCCGCCAAUAUCUUCUUUGCUUCUAUUCUGUCCGGAUUUGUUGAAUAAAGGCGCGAAGGAAAUUAACAAUGAGUGUAGCAACAGAUCGAAUUCAACCUUUUUUAUGUGC
Messenger RNA from Triticum dicoccoides, 1226 nucleotides. RefSeq names its product protein SRC2 homolog. The coding region runs from base 159 to 1061 and encodes 300 amino acids. Gene Ontology annotation, biological process: defense response. The record is from RefSeq and is a predicted model, not a curated record. The transcript has a single exon. NCBI's taxonomy places the organism in Eukaryota, Viridiplantae, Streptophyta, Magnoliopsida, Poales, Poaceae.